UAAUAACAACACAAAAUUAUUACGUUUAAAAUACAUUUUCAAAUAUUUUAACUAAUUUUGUAAUUAGAAAUGAACAAUUAAUAUAUAUAUUCAGUUAUCUUUUAUAAAAUGAAAAAAAAUCUAUCUUAUUUUAUCUAUUUAUAAUCAUAAUCAAUCAUAUUAAAAUAAAAUAUCAUAUUGAACUAAAAGUGAUAAAGUUAUAAUAAAGUGAUCAAUUUAUAAAUUUCACUUUUCAUAAAUAUAAAAUAUUGAUAUUAAAAAUAUAAUAUGAUGACAUAACGACUUAAUAUUAACAAACUAUAUAAUACAUGUAUAAAAUUAAAAAAUUUAUAUGUACAAUAAAAUAUAAUCUAAAAUGAAUAAAAGUAAAAAAUAUUGUUAAAAUGAAAUCCAGCUUUCAAAGACGGGUUAUAAUUUAGGAUAAAUUAAAUACAAAAUAAUUUUUAAAUAUAUUAUUUCAUGAAUAUAUUAAUUUUUUUAAUAUUUAAAUACAAAUACAAUAAGAUAAAUAUAUAAUAAGAAGCAACAAAUACAUAUGACAGAUUAAAAAAAUUAAUUAACUAUAACAUAUAAAAUAAUUAAAUUAUUGCAUCUAAAAAUAGUUAUAUAUACAUUUAAAUUUAUGAUUAAACUUUUAAAAAUGUAUGCUAUUAAAGAUCUAAAAUAAAUAUCUACCUAUAUAAAACUAAAAACAAAUAUCUGCGCGGUUGUACGGGUCGAGAUCUAAUUGAGUACUUAAACUAAUUAUCUAUUUACAUGAAAAAUUACCUAAAAUAAUUAGUUUGAUAUAUAUUUUGGUAUUUGGUCAGUAUCGAUGUUUUAUGGUUUGAAGAGUGCAUUUGAAUUUUAAUUCUAAAUAUAGUUUCUCCUGAAGUUUAAAUAAUUUUGUUUUAUUUUAGUGUUUCAAUAAUAUUAUUUACAUUUAUAGAAUUGCUAUUUGUUAAUCUUAAUAUGUUUACCUAUUAUUAUAUAUGAUUCUCGUUUGUACAAUGCUUUGGUAUGCCAUGAUAUUGCCGCGUACAUAAAUUAAUUGAAAAGAUAGAAAAUAUAUUAAAUUUAGUCAAAUACAAAUUAAUAUUUUUGGAAUCAAUAAUCCUAGUAAUAUCCGAAAAGAAACUAUUUUGGGUUCAACCAGAUCUUGGACAUGUUCUCAAAUCCAAUGCAACUAAACUUAAACUGAAUCCGACCAGAAUGUUUUAAAAUAUCUGGAUGGAAUCGAAAUUUUGAACCGAAAAAUAAAAAUGAAUAAACCUGAAUCGAAACCGAUUGGGAUCAGAUUGUUUAGUCCUCCUAAUCCCCGAAGCAAUUUUCUCAAUGGACUUAAACUGAAGGCCCAUUAUCUGAACAUGGUUGGUUCAGCCAUUUUCGUCACAUGAAUUGGUUUAUUCUGAUAUAAAAGGGGAAGUUUAUUUUGUUGCGGAUAAAACGGGAAAGUUGCUGGAAAGGAAAGCAACGCGUCCCCGAGUCAGACAAGCACCAGAAGUAGAAGAAGAGUGGAAUCAUUGGAAUUAACGAAGAACUAAAGGAAAGAUAGCUAUGAAGAGCUCGUAGCUUUGACUGGGCCUACGGAUGAGUUUCCUUUAGAUUCUUUGUUUGGUUUUACGUACUAGAGUUGGCACUGUAAAAGCUCUUUGCUUACAUCUACAAUAAAGAGAAAAAAAAGAGUCCUGAAGCAUUUGAUUAGGGUUUCCUGUGAGUGAAAAACGGCCCGGAUUGAGAAGAAGAGAGGAGAUCUAGAGCAAACAUGUCAACGCAAAACACUGCAUCUUCUUCACUUCCUACUCAAAGGCUUUUGGGUAAAGUGGCUCUGAUAACUGGAGGGGCCACAGGGAUAGGUGAGAGCAUUGUUCAUCUCUUCCACAAGCACGGCGCUAAAGUCUGCAUCGUCGAUCUACAAGAUGAACUCGGAGAUAAACUAUGUAAUCGUCUGGCCGUGGAUUCGGCCUGUUUCAUCCACGGUGAUGUUACAGUAGAAGACGACAUUAGCAAAGCCGUUAACUUUACAGUCAACCGUUUCGGGACACUUGACAUACUCAUCAACAACGCGGGUCUAAGCGGAGCACCGUGUCCGGACAUCCGUAACAACAGUUUAAGUGAGUUCAACACGGUCUUUGACGUGAACGUGGAAGGAGCUUUCCUAGGGAUGAAACACGCAGCUCGUGUAAUGAUCCCGGCCAAGAGCUUGGACAGCAUGGGAUACGUGGAAAGAGUAUCAAAACAUUAGUCACUUUCUCUCUCUAAAACUCUCUCAAAUCUAAGUCGUACGUUUUGCCUCCGGCCGGCGCGUCUCGUUCUUCCCGUCGCCGGAGGGCUGCUUCUUCCCCUUACCCUCGUUUUAUCUUUGCCUCUUCUCUCCCCUUCCGUCUCCCUCCGAUAUGCAAGUGUCCCUGGAGGUUCGAGCUUCGCCGGCGUAGGUUCCUAGGCUGAAAUCGGAGGCCGUUUUGAACUUCUGGUGACACGGCGAGGUAGGUGCAGCGGAGGUAGGAGGUUUGGGUCGGCUUUUGGGUCGGGAUUCGCUGGUUGUCGUCUUUCCCCUUUUAGAUCUCCGGCGAUUCCCGGCGUUUCGCGGCGCGUGCUCUGGACAGGAGGCUCCUCUGCUCGGGAUCUGUUCGUUUACCCGCUUUCUCAGUCUUCCGUCGUCCCGGCGGAGUGGUGCGGCGGCGCGUGAUCUCUUCCUGCGCUUGGUGUCUUGUCGUAGGGAGGUCUCGAUGUCCAAUGCUCAGUAGGUGCGGUGUUGUGCAUCAACGCCGGCGCGUUUGUAGGAAUGGUUGGUCUCGUCGUGUGUCGUCCCUGGCCGUUUCUCAAUUUGGCGUGUGUUUCUGUGUCUUGGUCUCCGGCAACAAGUCGUCUAUGGCUUGGGCUCGGGCCUUGUUCGUGGUGCUGCUUUCUUGUCCUCCUCCAGUAUCGGCUCUCCUCCUUAGCGCUCGUGGUGGUUCCCGUCGCGAAGAAUUCUCCUCGAGUCAUCUCCGGUGCCUAUUUCUUCGGCUAUGCUUCAAUGUCUUCAUUCAAUUUCCGGUUUCAAGCCGGACGGUUCCUCUGGUGCUCAGAGACUGUCCAUGACGAGACUCUCUUCUCCGCUUGGUCUAGGGUGUGUCUCGUGCUUCCAUGUGUUUGAACCCAUCAUCCCAGCACUAGAACCAAGCGCCCGGGCGUUCCUGUGUUCUGGUGGGUGUGUUCUUCCGGCUAGUUUGGUGGUUCCGGGGUACUGAGUGUGGAAGUGCAGCUGCUUAACAAACCCCAUUAUUUCAGGUUAUUUUCUUUUCUUCAAUCCUUUUGGAUUGUGCCUUCAUCGUUUGGAAUUUAGCCUUGGUUUGUAUGUCGGAUACGUCCUCCUGGACUCCCGUUCUGGUCAUGGUUGUGGCAAGAGAGUUAGGCUUGUUGAGGAUGGCGGUUCCCCUUAACGCUUCAGUCCAACUCAAUUACAUUGCUUUGCUAGACGGUUAGAAAAAGGGAGGCUCGUGUGGAUCGAACAGCUGUGUGUCGGCGCUAGUUUUUGAGAGAAAGUUUGAUUGCAGUGGUCAACUAGACUUUGGUUUUGUUGGCGUCGUUGGCCGCGGCCUUUUGGUAAUGACGAGAAUCGGUGACGAUACUCUGAACCUUUGGUUUUUCCCUCCCACUGUUUUUCUAGAUCUUUUUCUCCAUGGGCAUAAAUGAUAAGCCUAAUCUAUUUGUAAGAUCCACUGUUUAUUUCGACGACUAGCCGGAGGUCUUGUUCCGGUUUUCAGGUUUCGGAUUGAUUAUAUAAUAUAUCUAUAUUU
Brassica rapa (field mustard) is the source of this 3758-nucleotide messenger RNA. RefSeq names its product xanthoxin dehydrogenase. Lineage: Eukaryota; Viridiplantae; Streptophyta; Magnoliopsida; Brassicales; Brassicaceae. The record is from RefSeq and is a predicted model, not a curated record. Gene Ontology annotation, cellular component: cytosol. Gene Ontology annotation, biological process: abscisic acid biosynthetic process. Gene Ontology annotation, molecular function: xanthoxin dehydrogenase (NAD+) activity.